This is a messenger RNA of Orcinus orca (killer whale), 3150 nucleotides long. RefSeq names its product 5'-nucleotidase, cytosolic II (gene NT5C2). Gene Ontology annotation, biological process: adenosine metabolic process; IMP metabolic process. Gene Ontology annotation, molecular function: 5'-nucleotidase activity. The transcript is spliced from 17 exons. Lineage: Eukaryota; Metazoa; Chordata; Mammalia; Artiodactyla; Delphinidae. Bases 316 to 1917 code for a protein of 533 amino acids. The record is from RefSeq and is a predicted model, not a curated record.
UCCUGUCUCUUACGGGAACUUACCAUUUGGAUUGUCUCCUUCCUAAACUGGCCAGUCUUACACAGUUCAGACCAUUAGUUAUUUUUCCUGCUCUCCAAUUUUUUCCUAUUAUUCUUUGGUUUUCAAGUAUUUAAAGCUGAGGAUAUUGGUCUCUGAGAUAUUGCCUGGUUAGGGUUCGGCAUCAUGCCCAAAUUUGUUGGGCCUCUCAGGGCCUGAGUUCUCUGUGCUUUAACAAAUGAGCUACAGUUCUCUAGAGAUCAGUGAAGCUUGUUUGUUGAUCCUGUAUUCUCUUCCAGAGGAAGUAGAUCUUUGAGAAUGUCUAAGGAAGGGGUGUUUGUGAACCGAAGUUUAGCCAUGGAAAAAAUAAAGUGUUUUGGUUUUGAUAUGGAUUAUACACUUGCUGUGUACAAGUCCCCGGAGUAUGAGUCCCUUGGCUUUGAGCUUACUGUGGAGAGAUUAGUUUCUAUUGGCUAUCCUCAGGAGCUGCUCAGCUUUGCAUAUGAUUCUACAUUCCCUACCAGGGGACUUGUCUUUGAUACACUCUACGGAAAUCUUUUGAAAGUUGAUGCCUAUGGAAACCUCUUGGUUUGUGCACAUGGAUUUAACUUCAUAAGGGGACCAGAAACUAGAGAGCAGUAUCCAAAUAAAUUUAUUCAACGAGAUGACACUGAAAGAUUUUACAUUCUGAACACACUAUUCAACCUACCAGAGACCUACCUGUUGGCCUGCCUAGUAGAUUUUUUUACUAAUUGUUCCAGAUAUACCAGCUGUGAAACCGGAUUUAAAGAUGGGGACCUCUUCAUGUCUUACCGGAGUAUGUUCCAGGAUGUAAGAGAUGCGGUUGACUGGGUUCAUUACAAGGGUUCCCUUAAGGAAAAGACAGUUGAAAAUCUUGAGAAGUAUGUAGUCAAAGAUGGAAAACUGCCUUUGCUUCUAAGCCGGAUGAAGGAAGUAGGGAAAGUAUUUCUUGCCACCAACAGUGACUAUAAAUACACAGAUAAAAUUAUGACUUACCUGUUUGAUUUCCCACAUGGCCCCAAGCCUGGGAGCUCCCACCGACCAUGGCAGUCCUACUUUGACCUCAUCUUGGUGGACGCACGGAAACCACUCUUUUUUGGAGAAGGCACAGUACUGCGUCAGGUGGAUACUAAAACUGGCAAGCUGAAGAUUGGUACCUACACGGGCCCCUUGCAGCAUGGCAUUGUCUACUCUGGGGGUUCAUCUGAUACAAUCUGUGAUCUGUUGGGAGCCAAGGGCAAAGACAUUUUAUAUAUUGGAGAUCACAUUUUUGGGGACAUUUUAAAAUCAAAGAAACGGCAAGGGUGGCGAACUUUUUUGGUGAUUCCUGAACUUGCACAGGAGCUGCAUGUCUGGACUGAUAAGAGUUCACUUUUCGAAGAGCUUCAGAGCCUGGAUAUUUUCUUGGCUGAACUCUACAAGCACCUUGACAGCAGCAGCAAUGAGCGCCCAGACAUUAGCUCCAUCCAGAGACGUAUUAAGAAAGUAACUCAUGACAUGGACAUGUGCUACGGGAUGAUGGGAAGCCUGUUUCGCAGUGGCUCCCGGCAGACCCUCUUUGCCAGUCAGGUGAUGCGCUAUGCUGAUCUCUAUGCAGCAUCGUUCAUUAAUCUGCUGUAUUACCCGUUCAGCUACCUCUUCAGAGCUGCCCACGUCUUGAUGCCUCAUGAGUCAACAGUGGAACACACACAUGUAGAUAUCAAUGAGAUGGAGUCACCUCUUGCAACCCGGAACCGUACAUCAGUGGAUUUCAAAGAUACCGACUACAAACGUCACCAGUUGACACGGUCGAUUAGUGAGAUUAAGCCCCCUAACCUCUUUCCACUGGCCCCCCAGGAAAUUACACACUGCCAUGAUGAAGAUGAUGAUGAAGAGGAAGAGGAGGAAGAGGAAGAAUGAGGAGGAAAAGCAAAACUCUGAGCACCCAUUAAACAAGUUCUGGCAGGACUCCCAGGAGUAAAGGAUGUCCCUGUGGGGGGUGGGGGGCUCCAUCAAAGGUACAUCCGGAAAGUUUCUGAAGACUUUACAAUACUCUAAUCGUAGGGGGUCCUUGUUUUAGUUUUGUGUGUCUGCACUCUUCGCAGAUGGUUCAGAAUUGUAAUGGAGUCUGUACUGGAGGAAAGUAAGGGUAAAGCUGGGCUGAACUGCAUGCAGCUGGCUCCAUCGUGGCUUGUGACACUGUUGCCUUGUCUUGUUUCAUCAUCAGUUUGUCAUAGUGUAUCCAGGUACACUAAGGGUGGUGAAGGGUCUCAGAGUGGAGCAAGGAAGACAAUGGGAAGAGGUGAUCCAAAAAUGUUGUUAUGGUACAAAUUGUGCUCUUAUUCCAAAAUCCAUCUUUUUCAGUGCAUUGCAUAAGUAUUGUAUAUCAGUGGAGAAAUAUAUUAUUUCCAUUAUCAAAUGUAGUCUUCUGUUAAGGUCAAGGUUCCUUUACAAGCUUUUGUAAGUGUCCUCAGUGACUCCAGUAAGGCUGCUGUCAGUGGCUUAGCAGAUGUGUUCUCUACUUGCUGUAGGUAGGGCUGGUCUGGAAUGGACUGCAGCAAUUUCAUUUUGAGGCAGAAGUCUUCAUCCACUUCGACAUGUUUUUGAUUGACAGCAAAAAUGUUUAUUAUCCAAAAACACAGUCUUUUUCUCAUCUGGGCUAAAUCUAUAGAAAGAAUUCAGCUGAAAGAGGACAAAGGAUCAAGCCACCUGAAAAGAAGAGAACCUCCUUCUUAUAUUACACCAUAACGGAGUAAAAUUCAUUAGUGUGGGCCAUAUAGUGUGGCUCAUGCCACCCCAUUCCAGCCUUCUGUAUCCUCUUGCUGUAUUUCAAAUUCAAGCAUAAGAGGGUGGGAAGAGGGCUCUGUAAGCCAGAACCUUUACAAAAAACAGGGCACAAUCAACGUGGAUAAAUUCACUUCAGAAUCCCAAGUGAAAUCACUUCUUGUUGUUCAGAACAAGAAUGGAUCAUCACUGUAUACUUUAAGGUGGUAUAACUGCCUCACCGGAACAGUGAAAGUUGUUACAACAUUUUUCACAGUGGUGUAGACUCUUACUUUAACCUUCAUAUGUUUCUUCCAUUCUUCCUGUCAUUUGUCAACACGGGAGGGUAGAUUAGCUGCUCUAGAAGUCAAUAAAGUAUAAUAUUUCUAA